Prionailurus viverrinus (fishing cat) is the source of this 1304-nucleotide messenger RNA. RefSeq names its product G protein subunit alpha 12 (gene GNA12). Bases 107 to 1255 code for a protein of 382 amino acids. The record is from RefSeq and is a predicted model, not a curated record. Lineage: Eukaryota; Metazoa; Chordata; Mammalia; Carnivora; Felidae. Gene Ontology annotation, cellular component: brush border membrane; heterotrimeric G-protein complex. The transcript has 4 exons. Gene Ontology annotation, biological process: adenylate cyclase-modulating G protein-coupled receptor signaling pathway; Rho protein signal transduction. Gene Ontology annotation, molecular function: D5 dopamine receptor binding; guanyl nucleotide binding; G-protein beta/gamma-subunit complex binding.
GCCUCGGGGCGGCGGCGGCGGCGGCGGACGGACGCGGCCUGAGGGAGCGGCCGGCUGCCGCGCGGGGCUCGCCUCGCCCGCGGCGGGGUCCAUGGCCUGAGCGGCCAUGUCCGGCGUGGUGCGGACCCUCAGCCGCUGCCUGCUGCCGGCCGAGGCCGGCGGGGCCCGCGAGCGCAGGGCGGGCGGCAGCGGGGCCCGCGACGCGGAGCGCGAGGCGCGGCGGCGCAGCCGGGACAUCGACGCGGGGCUGGCCCGCGAGCGGCGCGCCGUGCGGCGCCUCGUCAAGAUCCUGCUGCUGGGCGCGGGCGAGAGCGGCAAGUCCACCUUCCUCAAGCAGAUGCGCAUCAUCCACGGCCGCGAGUUCGACCAGAAGGCGCUGCUCGAGUUCCGCGACACCAUCUUCGACAACAUCCUCAAGGGCUCACGGGUCCUCGUGGAUGCGCGAGACAAGCUGGGCAUCCCGUGGCAGUAUUCGGAAAAUGAGAAGCACGGCAUGUUUCUCCUGGCCUUUGAGAACAAGGCGGGGCUGCCCGUGGAGCCUGCCACCUUCCAGCUGUACGUCCCCGCCCUGAGCGCUCUCUGGAGGGACUCCGGCAUCAGGGAGGCUUUUAGCCGGAGGAGCGAGUUCCAGCUGGGUGAAUCCGUGAAGUACUUUCUGGACAACUUGGACCGGAUCGGCCAGCUGAAUUACUUUCCCAGCAAGCAGGACAUCCUGCUGGCGCGGAAGGCCACCAAGGGCAUUGUGGAACACGACUUUGUCAUUAAAAAAAUCCCUUUUAAGAUGGUGGACGUGGGCGGCCAGAGGUCCCAGCGCCAGAAGUGGUUCCAGUGCUUCGACGGCAUCACGUCCAUCCUGUUCAUGGUGUCGUCCAGCGAGUACGACCAGGUGCUCAUGGAGGACAGGCGCACCAACCGGCUGCUGGAGGCCAUGAGCAUCUUCGAGACCAUAGUCAACAAUAAACUCUUCUUCAACGUCUCCAUAAUCCUUUUCCUCAACAAGACGGACCUCCUGGUGGAGAAGGUCAAGACCGUCAGCAUCAAGAAGCACUUCCCGGACUUCAAGGGCGACCCCCACAGGCUGGAGGACGUUCAGCGCUACCUGGUCCAGUGCUUCGACCGCAAGAGACGCAACCGCACCAAGCCCCUGUUUCACCACUUCACCACCGCCAUAGACACGGAGAACAUCCGCUUCGUGUUUCACGCUGUGAAGGACACCAUCCUGCAGGAGAACCUGAAGGACAUCAUGCUGCAGUGAGCGAGGGCGCCCCCCCCGCCCCCCGCCGCCUUCCGCCACCGCCGCCGCG